GUCAUCUCUCCAGCUCAGCCAGCGCCCUCUUUCCACCACUCCAAGCUUCCUUGGCCUGUUGUAAACUCCACCACAAUCGCUCCAGCAGGUAGCGGCACUGGUAUCUACUCUACGAUGUAUUCUACCGAUACCGUGACAAGCACCGCCACUUCUCAGAUUGCGAUUACUCUGGCACCUCCAACAGCAAGACCUUCUCCUACCUCCAUCGCUUCCGGACCGCCUGCCUCGAGUCUUUCUCCCGGGGAUGCAGCCUGCGCCAGCGUCAAGAAGCUAGUGGCUUCGCAGACUUCUGCAUCACCCAAAGCCACUCCGACUAUUCCUGCUGAGAUUGCUUACGAGUGUUUAAAUGCCGUGCCGUUCAAUCAGAGCGCAGCAGCAGAUCUAUUGGAGAGUAUGAGACCGUACCUCCAAUGGCAGACUACUAUUGAAUAUCUGAAGGACCCGCCUGCUGAGAUUCGAAGCAAAUUCGCUGACCGUAUCUCCAGUNAUGCCGAGAAGAUCCAANGCCCCUACGACUUCUGGAAUGUUUUCGAAGGUAUCGUCGCAAAGGUGAAUGCUGGCGCUUAUGCUAGCGAGUAUGCCUUUGGUUUUGAUCUUUACGAGGCCACUCAAAAGACCCAUGAUGGACACUUCGCCUUUGUGCCUGAUAGUGUCGUUGGUGUCUUCAGCUUUGGACGCAAGACGCCUCUUGUCUCUGUAUCUGAAGAUGGAACCAGCCUUCCCGUCAUCUACGCCUAUGCUGACAUUCUCACUUCAUCGUUCGGAAACGCAACAUUCACUCCCUCCCCGGUCACCCAUAUCGAUGGCAAAAAUGUGACUGAAUACCUUCUGGAGUGGUCUCAGUACGGUAGUCUCCAGGAUAGAGAUGCCUUGUGGAACAACUUGUUCUACAUUCCUGCUCAGGUAUCUCUCGGAACAUCAGGUACUGGUACUGGUACGUUCAGCGGAGGUGGUCGUGGUAGAUAUGUCUACCCAGGAGCUACGACGACCUUCGACUUUGCCAACGGAACAUCAGCCACCAACGAGAACUUUGCACGCGUGCUCCAAGACUUCACUAAUAUCACCACUGGUGCUGAUAUCUACCAGCAAUUCUUCGCUGUGGGCCCUGAGGCAUACCAAGACGCCCUUCAGCUUGCUACAUCUACGACUAGCAGCACCACUAGCCCUACCACCAACGCUACCAGCUCGACAUCAACGGCAGUGAAGACUACUCCCGCCCCGGGUUACCCUUCUCCUAUCGUCAAACAAACCAACAACCUCAACUCGGGCUACUUCAUCCCCGAAGCCGGUUACGAUGACGUCGCAGUCUUGGUGGUGCCAUCCUUUGUCAGUUUGGAUACUGCAGAAGUCGAGUUCCAAAAUGUCAACAGCGAACUCAUCGCCGCUGCACUUGCUGCAAACAAGACCAAGCUCAUCAUUGACGUGUCUGCCAAUGGUGGUGGUACCAUCUUGCAAGGCUACGAUCUCUUCAAGCAGCUCUUCCCCUCGAUUCUUCCUUACGGCGCUACUCGUUUCCGCGCACACGAAGCAUUUGACGUGCUUGGACAAGAGUAUUCUGAGAUCUCGGGACACUAUCCUAGAAGCUUGGCUGAAAACGAUACUGUCCGCGGUAUCCUGUCCUCGGCAUGGAAUUACCGCACCGACGUCGAUGUCAACUACGAGAACUUCAACAGCUGGGAUGAAAAGUAUGGUCCUCAUGAGUUUGGUCCCUACAACGAUACCUUCACUUCCAUUAUCCGUUGGAAUCUGUCCGACGUCUUGACUACAGACAACUCUGGCGGUAUUGUCAUUAGUGGCUAUGGAAACCGCACAAACGUCACUACUCAACCUUUUGCCGCCGAAGACAUUAUUAUCGUAUAUGAUGGCUACUGCGCCAGCACCUGCACCAUCUUCUCCGAAUUGAUGCGCCAACAAGCCGGUGUAAAGACCGUUGCUCUGGGAGGUCGUCCCAACUACGACAUCAUCCAAGCCGUCGGCGGAGUCAAAGGUACAAACGACUUCCCCUGGAGUUACAUUCUCGAAAGCAUUGAAGGUGCUUUCUCCUUUGCCAACGAAUCCCAUCGCGAAUACCUUAACGACAGCACACCUUUUGGCUAUUACAAUCAAUUACCUCUCUAUCGCUCGGCAUCAGGUCCUGUAGUCAACAGUAGAGAUGGCAUCAGACAAGGCGACACCACAGAGACACCUCUACAGUUUGUUUACGAACCAGCCGAUUGCAGAAUUUUCUACACGCCAGAAAUGGUUGUUGAUCAAGAGGCUGUCUGGAAGUCUGUUGCUGAUAGUGUUUGGGGAGAUGUGAAUCAUUGUGUGGCUGGUAGUGGUGAGUUCUAUGGUCACAGCAAGAGAAGUGUUGGUGGAGAGGCGCAGAGACAUAUGGUUAGGAGGGAUAUGAACUUUGCUGAACAUUGGGAGGGGCUGGGUGUUAGUACUGGAGAGGGAAUGACGCUUGGUGGUGAUGCUAUUAUGUAUCCC
Messenger RNA from Aureobasidium vineae, 2472 nucleotides. NCBI's taxonomy places the organism in Eukaryota, Fungi, Ascomycota, Dothideomycetes, Dothideales, Saccotheciaceae. The record is from the annotation of a GenBank genome assembly.